This is a messenger RNA of Anneissia japonica, 1456 nucleotides long. RefSeq names its product 28S ribosomal protein S28, mitochondrial-like. The record is from RefSeq and is a predicted model, not a curated record. NCBI's taxonomy places the organism in Eukaryota, Metazoa, Echinodermata, Crinoidea, Comatulida, Comatulidae. The transcript has 2 exons. Gene Ontology annotation, cellular component: mitochondrial small ribosomal subunit. Bases 21 to 626 code for a protein of 201 amino acids.
UUGUAUACUACACUAACAAGAUGGCUGCCUCCAUAAAUCGGGUACUGAGUCAGAAAGUAGUGGAUAUUACUCGGGUUUGUUGCUGUUUUAGAUUGAUUUCCACCUCUAGACACAUAAAUUGCAAACAAACUGAUAAUGUAAAUUCUAACGAUGAUUCAGUUGGACUAGACAGUCAGUCUUCUGAAGUCGAUCAGCCGUCGAAAUUAGGUGGCUUCGCCCAGGCCUUCGCAAAAUUCACCGACAGACUGGAAGAGCAACACAGAGCUGCUGGCCUCGCCAUGGAUGGAACCGAGCGACAGUCAUUCGCAACAUUAUUCAAACACUCCCCUCUUGUUCAUCUAGGAAAUUUUAAAGGUCAAAUAGUGAUUGGAAAAAUAUUCCAUAUUGUUGAAGACGAUCUGUACAUUGAUUUUGGAGGAAAAUUCCACUGUGUCUGUAAAAAACCUGCAGAAAAUGGGUCAAAAUAUGUCCGUGGAGCAAAAGUUCGUUUGCGGCUAAAAGAUUUUGAGUUGGCAGAACAUUUCCUCGGUGCGACAAGAGAUUUAACAUUACUAGAAGCUGAUGCACAUCUUCUCGGAUUGCUGGAAUUUCAGAAAACGAGCUCACAAAUAGACGAUAUUAUUUGAAAAUGAAAGGAAAACAGAGUGAACAGACGAAGGAUGAAAAAAAAAAAAAAGAUAACUUUGGGCUUAAUAUUAUUAAUAAAUCUUUGCAGAAAACUCAUUCAUGUUUAUUGUCUUUUAUGUAAAGACAGUAUCACAUGGUUGACUUAGGACAAUUACAAUGAUAACAAACAGAAUAUUCAAUUAACUCUAUUGACCAUUAAACAUUCUGUUAGUAACAUCUGUUGUCAGGGGUCCCAAGUUUGAAGUAGUCACUUCCAGGAGGUCUGGUUAAAAUGUACUUUUUUAACACAUUUAAUUUCAUUUUGCUGCACAAGGUGACACCCAUCGUCGCCAACUUCUGAGAGACAAUUGAUAAAUAAAUAGUUAAAUUUGCUCAAAUAAUUUCUAAGUCAAUCUUUUUACAUGCCAAAUUGUUGUGUUUUCCAUUAAUUAAUUAACAAUCUGCAAGUCAAAUUUUAUCCAAGACAAACAAUUUUUCAAUGAUAUUUUGGAUUUGACUUGGGCAAGUUGAACUGUAGUAAAAACAUGCAAAUAUUAUGAAUUUGCAGAAUAUGGGUCAUUUUCUGGGAGCUUCGUGCAUGCUUGGUGGAGUAUGGGAGGCCAUCUUGAUUUCUGGGAGACUCCCGCGAAUUUGCGGGCGACUUUGCGACCCUUAAUUUGUAGCAAUUUCUCCGAGUAAUAAUUUAAUUUUUGUGCUAUGAAUUUUGGAAUUAGCUGUAACAUCAUCCAGCGGACAUUCAUCAUUUGUAAAUUUGUUGCAUUUCUGCCCCCAAUGUCUAUAAUUGUAAUAAAUAAAAUAAAAUUACCUGUACAGGUAAAUUUCACUACAA